AUGAAAGUUCUCAUUCUUGGCGCUUCCGGAUUCAUCGGUUUCCCUGUUGCACAGGCGUUCGUACGCGCAGGGCACAUCGUCUACGGUAUUACCCGUUCAGAGACCAAGGCAAGGCAGCUCGCAGCUGAAGAGAUUAUCCCUAUCGUCGGAGACGGCAACGAUCGCUCCACCUGGCUGCCUCUCGUCGCAACUCUCGAUGUGCUCGUCGAUGCGACUGGCGGAACGGACGUGUGGACCAUCGGCCCGGAAAACCUGAACGCCACGGUCGACGCCGUCAAGCAAUACCGACCUGCCUCCGCGCCGAAGCUGGGUUAUAUCUACACUUCCGGUAUUUGGGUCCAUGGCAAUAAUCGCAAGGACAUCCUCACGGACACGACUCCCAUCACCACGCCCGUGGAGAUCGUCAAGUGGCGGCCGGAGCUGGAGCAGAAGGUGGUGACAAACCCGUUUGUAAACGGAGUAGUCAUCCGCCCCGCGCUCCUUUAUGGCCAUUCAGGGUCGCUGUUUGCUUCGCUGUUCCAAUCAGCGUUUGAGGGCUAUGUAAAGUGGUUCGGCCCUGCCGGAGGCCGUUUGUCCCUCAUCCACCGAGACGACCUUGCGAACAUCUUCGUGCUUGCGGCGGAGAAGUCGUCCAUAAUCCGGGGACAGAUUUUAGACGCAGCCAACGACUUUACGGAGAGCACGGAUGAUAUUCUGCAGAAGCUCGUCGAAGUCUCUGGAGCGAGCGGAUACACCUAUAUUGAGCCCACCAAUUUAUUCGAAACCGCCACCGUCACCUCCGCCAUCAUUCGACCCUACCUUGGUCGCGCCCUGCUUGGUUGGCAGCCGCGCAAGGCCGGCGUCGUGGAUCACUUGGAAAUCUACUACAAUGCGUGGAAAGCUAGCGCACGUCUCUGA
Molecule: messenger RNA, 897 nt
Organism: Sparassis crispa
Lineage: Eukaryota; Fungi; Basidiomycota; Agaricomycetes; Polyporales; Sparassidaceae
Product: NAD(P)-binding protein
Exons: 4
Coding region: 1-897 (298 amino acids)
Source: RefSeq, a predicted model, not a curated record